AUGGAUGCCGAGCGGCCCCCAUAUCCUAUCUCUCAAACGCAGGCCAGUGACAUUGAUCCUCGUCUCCAAGAGUCGGUCCAAGUUCCCCAACAGUAUUCAAAUCUCCCCCCAAUCAGCUACAUUCCCGCUCAUAGCUUGCCUCCACCACCUCCUCCACCACAGCAGCAACAACAACCAUCACAGCACCCCUACAGCGCCCCACACCACUGGCAGCAAGAUGAUUACAAUCCGUAUUAUGGCCCCCCGCCAGACCAACAGCAUCCGCCAAUGCAACAGGCCGCUAAUUAUCAAGCAUAUCAGACCAAUUCGGAGGCGGCUCCAUCGUCCGCAGAAGCCGGGUUCAAUAAUGACACCAAACGGCCGAGAGCCUGUGAGGCGUGCCGCGGACUCAAGGUGAGAUGCGAACCGGACCCGGGCACGGGGCCUUGCAAGAGGUGUAGGAAGGCAAACCGCAAUUGUGUUAUUACGGCCCCGAGUCGAAAGAGGCAGAAGAAGACGGACAGCAGAGUUGCCGAGCUGGAAAGAAAGAUUGAUGCUCUUACAGCCAGUCUACACGCUACCAAAGAAGGCAAUGUCAGCGGAAGCGAAGAUGAUGGAUACGGAGAUGGAGACACACCACAGAUCGAAUCUUCAGAUGGCAGAUCUAACCAGCCGACUCCCCCAUACACUACCACAUCGGCUGGUACCAGUCGCAAGAGACGCUUGUCCGAGUAUCAACAGAGUGGAAGCUCUGGGUCGCGUCGUUUCAGUGGUUCCGAAGCCAUGAGUCAAAUCUCUCCGGCUAAUGUGGCCAACAUGGGGCCGCGACUGUUCGCACCGCCAAAGUCGGAGGCCGGGGGUCCAGAUCUCGAGCCAAGAAGAGAGGUAGACGCUGUCAUUUACGGAGAGGCAGAUGUCGUCGGCCGGGGUAUUGUACAUGCAGAGACUGCCAAUGGGCUUUUCAGGCACUACACCGAUCACAUGGCACCUCACAUGCCGAUCGUUGUAUUUUCACCUGACGUCAGGCCCGAUGCUACACGCAAGAGAAGCCCAGUCCUGUUCCUCGCUAUUCUUAGUGUCGCCUCCGGACAAGACUAUCCCGACUUACAAGCUACACUCACGAAGGAGAUCAUGCGAAUCCUAGCAGACCGAGUUUUCAUCCACGGCGAAAAAUCUUUGGAACUGGUCCAAGCUCUGCAGGUAGUCACAAUUUGGUACUGGCCUGAGCCUAACGGUGACUCGAAAUACUACCAAUUCAUCUACAUGACUGCUAUCAUGGCGAUAGAUCUUGGCAUGCACAGGAGACAGCCUUUACUAAUUGUUAGGAAGGAGCAGAUUCUUGGCCUUCCCAAGCCAAAGUCCUACCUGUCCGAUCCCUGUACAACCGAAUGCAGACGCGCCUGGCUAGGUUGCUACUUGUUGUGUUCGAGCAUAGCAAUGGGAAUGAGACGACCAAAUCUGGUCCAACCCAGUUCACAUACGGAAGACUGCCUCAAAGCUUUAGAGAUAUCAGAAGAUGCUUUCCCAUCUGACAAGAUUCUCUGUCGAUGGGUACAGCUACAAAGGUUAGCAGAUGAAUUUGCAGCGCAGGCGUCAGCAGAGGAGGAUUCCGAAAUCACUGUGGAAGCCCGCGACGCCAGGACCCGAAGCGCACACGCACACUUUGCGAAGCAGGUAUCGGAGUGGGAGGUGCGCAGUUUUUCCGAGCUCAGAUCAAGGCCACUGUCGUUCGCUCUCAACGUGGUGAAUCUCUACAUGCACGAAUUAGCAAUGCAAUAUUACGUGGGGGUUGAACCUGCCAUAGUACCAGGCGCUCGAGGCAAACAACGAAUUGAGUCAUCUCCGUCUACCAUGGCAGACCCGUCGAACACGCCUCUAUCCUCGACCCUUGGGAUGCUGGACAAUUUCCUGGGCCUGAGUGUCCAAGGUUUGCGGAGUUUGCCAGUAUUCCAAUUUGCUCAGAUUGCCCAUGGAACCUUGACUCUGACGAAGAUAUUCAAUUUUGGAAAAGCCGACCCGGAAUAUCGCAAGCAAAUGUCGCUCAGCGCGGAAACGGUUGAGCAGUAUGUGGGCCGACUGAUCGACUUACUGCGUACCGGUGCCGAAGGUGGAAAGUCUCUUCCAGCACACAGCUUUCUAAUGGUUCUCCACGCGUCUCUCGAUUUGUUCCAGGAGAUCAAGCACAUGACCCUUGGAGAAAUCAAAGAACAUUGCGGUGGGAAGUUUCCGGCGACGAACUUUAUUCAGAUACUCGAUCUUCACGAGCCUACGCCCACCCCUAGACAAUGGAACUACUUGGGCGAUAAGUAUCCGCUGGAGAAGGACGUGUUCCCAGAGGGAGCACUGCACCUUCUGAGUGAGGUGGCCGCCAUGGGAAAAUCGAACGUGAACGGCUACGGAGUGAAGGAAGGCCAACUCGGGCCUCAACAGGUUGCAGCAGCGGCCGAGGCCAUGGCAGCGAGUGAGGAUGGCUUCGCCAGCGCCGUGCGUAAGAUGUCUACGAAUGGCGUGUAG
This is a messenger RNA of Letharia columbiana, 2493 nucleotides long. RefSeq lists its product as uncharacterized. The record is from RefSeq and is a predicted model, not a curated record. Gene Ontology annotation, cellular component: nucleus. Gene Ontology annotation, molecular function: zinc ion binding; DNA-binding transcription factor activity, RNA polymerase II-specific; transcription cis-regulatory region binding. NCBI's taxonomy places the organism in Eukaryota, Fungi, Ascomycota, Lecanoromycetes, Lecanorales, Parmeliaceae. The coding region runs from base 1 to 2493 and encodes 830 amino acids. Gene Ontology annotation, biological process: DNA-templated transcription; regulation of DNA-templated transcription. The transcript has 3 exons.